Glycine soja is the source of this 2000-nucleotide messenger RNA. RefSeq lists its product as uncharacterized. Bases 124 to 1755 code for a protein of 543 amino acids. The transcript has 10 exons. The record is from RefSeq and is a predicted model, not a curated record. NCBI's taxonomy places the organism in Eukaryota, Viridiplantae, Streptophyta, Magnoliopsida, Fabales, Fabaceae.
AAAGUGUAAGGCAAACCAACCCAACCAAAUUACCAAAGUUACAAACUUCCCAAGAGAAGAAAACAAAAAUAAAAAAUAAAAAAUAAAACGUGUUUUUGUUCACUAAACAUCAAAGAAAAAAAAAUGCUUCUUAACCACAUUGGCGCCGGAUUCUACUGGAUCGACCCGCCACGACCCGAUCCGAAACGUCAAACCCGAAUACUCUCCUCUAGUUUAAACCGCCGGCGGGCGUCGCCGCCGUUUCCGGCGAGGCAUGCGGCUUUCCACGGCGUGCGAAUGGAGAAGAAAGGCGAUAAGCGGCGGUCGAUAUGCACCGCCGACGAGCUUCACCGCGUCGCGGUUUCGAACUCCGAUUGGAAGCUCGCUCUGUGGCGCUACCGUCCUUCUCCUGAGGCCCCGUCGAGGAAUCACCCGCUUUUGUUGUUGUCAGGGGUUGCAACCAAUGCAAUAGGCUAUGAUCUCUCUCCUGAGUCUUCAUUUGCUCGGUACAUGUCAGCACAAGGUUUCGAUACAUGGAUUCUUGAGGUUCGAGGUGCUGGGUUGAGCACACUUGGAGAUAGCUUGGAGGAAGAUGAGGAGUGCCUCAAGAAUUUUUCCAAGAUUGAUUCUGUUAUUAAUGAUGAUAUUGGCGAAAGCAGUGCUUCUUCUGCAACAGCAGUGGGACUUGAGAACCUCGGUGCUUCUUUUGUAUCAGAAGUUCCUCAUAUGAAAAGGAGAGGAUCAGAGGUAGUAACUAAAUACAAGGAAAUGCGGCUAACGACAAGGUUCAUGGAGGUUCUUACAAGGAUAUCUGAAAGGCUUGCAGGAUUUCUCAAUGGAGAUUUGUUGGAAGGACAGAACUCUGCAAUUGCCGGUCAAAUCAAGGAUUUCAAUCGGAGACUUCGAGGUAUGAUUGAAGGUCAGCGGCUGUUCCCAGCACAGAUUUUAGAAUUGCAAGACCGUUUAUCUGCCACUCUAGAAGAGUUCCAGAAACAGCUUGAGCUGAUGGUCAAGUAUGAUUGGGACUUUGACCAUUAUUUGGAAGAGGACUUACCUGCUGCCAUGGAGUACAUAAGGGCUCAAUGCCAACCAAGAGAUGGAAAAUUGCUGGCAAUUGGUCACUCAAUGGGGGGUAUCUUGUUGUAUGCAAAGCUUUCAAGUUGUUGUUUUGAUGGAAAGGAUUCUGGGUUGGCAUCUGUUGUUACUUUGGCAUCGUCACUUGACUAUACCCCUUCAAGAUCAUCUCUCAAGUUGCUUUUACCCCUGGCAGAACCUACUCGAGCUUUGAACAUUCCUGUUAUUCCAGUUGGGCCAUUGAUGGCUACUGUUCAUCCCCUUGCAAGCUAUCCUCCAUAUGUUUUUUCUUGGCUAAAUUCUCAGAUUUCAGCUCAAGAUAUGAUGGACCAAAAUCUAUUUGAGAAGCUUGUUUUGAACAACUUCGAUACCGUACCUUCCAAGCUUCUCUUGCAGUUAUCAUCAGUUUUCCAAAAAGGUGGUUUACGUGACAGGAGUGGAACAUUCUUCUACAAGGACCAUCUCCACAAAAGUAAUGUUCCUGUCUUAGCAAUUGCUGGUGACCGAGACUUAAUCUGCCCUCCUGAAGCUGUAUAUGCAGAAACGGUGAAGCUUAUUCCUGAAGAAUUGGUUACAUACAAAGUCUUUGGGGAGCCUGGUGGUCCACACUAUGCCCACUAUGACUUAGUGGGUGGUCGUCUGGCUGCAGAUCAACUGUAUCCAUGUAUCACUGAAUUUCUCAUCCAUCAUGACAUCGUUUAGUCCAUUGCUAUUUUCCAAUGCCUCAUUCUUUUGUACUUAUAGGACACUAGAUCAAAAUCCUCACAGAGAGGACACCCCCUAUACCAUACAAGAUCCUGCUACUAUAUAAUAUAUGCAUGAUCUGCAGUAAUACUUAAAUUCCUGUGUAUAGUCAAAGACAGUAUGUAUACGUGUAGUUUUAAAUAGAGUAAACAAGGUGACAGUACAAAUUCUGUAUAUAUCAUUCUGAUUUCUGAUUUUACCAA